UUAUAAUUGCGCUUCCUAAAUCGAAAGGGCUUUUCAUGUUGUGUGCGGCAACCACACUCUGCGGUUGGUGCUCUUACCUCUGUCACGAGCCCUGAAUGACGCCAUCACGCCGCGACGUGCGCGCCGCCCUGUGAGGAUGAGCUGCACGCGCCAUGGAUUGACAUAAUGGAGGAUAGAUAGGAGAGGCACCGAAGCUCAGGAAAAGUGGCUCAACAACUGUUGAUCUAAUUCCAGUUGUAGUCGCGGACCCCGGUUCGUUUGACUUAAUAUUUCGUGGCUGGCGCAGCUCGCUCGGACGGGACGACGCCCUGGACCUUUACAAAAUGCCGAAUAUCAAGAUAUUUAGCGGUAGCUCACAUCCGGAUCUUUCUCAGAAAAUAGCUGACCGCCUCGGUCUCGAAUUAGGGAAGGUAGUUACUAAGAAAUUUUCCAAUCAAGAAACGUGCGUUGAGAUAGGGGAGAGUGUUCGGGGUGAGGACGUCUACAUCGUGCAGAGUGGCUGCGGGGAGAUCAAUGAUAAUCUUAUGGAACUCCUGAUUAUGAUUAAUGCCUGUAAAAUUGCCUCGGCCUCCAGAGUCACAGCUGUCAUCCCCUGCUUCCCCUACGCCCGCCAGGAUAAGAAGGACAAGAGCCGUGCGCCCAUCUCUGCCAAGUUGGUGGCCAACAUGUUGUCAGUAUCAGGCGCUGACCACAUUAUCACAAUGGACCUUCAUGCCUCCCAAAUCCAGGGUUUCUUUGAUAUCCCCGUUGACAACUUGUAUGCAGAGCCAGCUGUGCUGAAAUGGAUUAAAGAGAACAUCCCUGAAUGGAAAAACUGUAUCAUAGUCUCACCUGAUGCAGGAGGAGCCAAACGGGUCACCUCAAUAGCGGACAGGCUAAAUGUGGACUUUGCUCUCAUUCACAAAGAGAGGAAAAAGGCAAAUGAAGUGGACCGCAUGGUUCUGGUUGGAGAUGUGACGGAUCGGGUGGCCAUUCUGGUGGACGACAUGGCUGACACGUGUGGGACGAUCUGCCACGCUGCCGACAAACUCAUUUCCGCUGGUGCCACCAAGGUGUAUGCCAUCCUAACGCAUGGCAUUUUUUCUGGACCGGCAAUUUCCCGCAUCAACAAUGCCUGUUUUGAAGCUGUGGUGGUCACUAACACCAUCCCUCAGGAGGAGAAGAUGAAGCACUGUUCCAAAAUACAGGUCAUAGACAUUUCCAUGAUCCUCGCAGAGGCCAUUCGCAGAACUCACAAUGGCGAGUCCGUGUCUUAUUUGUUCAGCCACGUCCCCCUGUAGCGACACCAUCAUCUGCGCGCUCUAACACCAAAUAAGAAAAGAGGGAACUCCCCAAACAAUACCAUUAACCAAGGUGUCCUGCUAAUUAACUGUGGAGGAAAACAGAGAAUGACUGAACUGUUGUGUCUGUUACUAAUGCUGACCCCAUCUCACUCCAGUAGCCCCCCCCACCCCCACCCCCUUCAGCAGUGUCCCCUUACGUCUCGGGCGCCAAAGCAAUCGCAAGCUGCCCGUUUGGGCUGGCGUAUUUAUUGUAUAUGGUUAAAUAAGCGUUUAUCCGAUGUGGACUUUGUCUUUCUUUCUUAACAUUUGACUUCCAGAGUUUCUCCUGAUCAUUGUAACGCAUCUCUUCAGUUUGUUAAAGAGCUCCUAUGAAUAUAAUAUACAGGUGUCAGUGCUCAGGAGAAGCAUCGUGCAUAUAAAGCUGUUACAGUGCUCUUUGUUAUAAUGACCGAGUCUAGUUUUUCAUGUUGUUCUUGUAUUUUCUGCUGUUUGAGCAAUCCUAAUUAUUGAAUGUGUAUCGAACUAGUUUACAGUGCCACUGAAGCUCCACUCAACCAAGAGUGCCUCAAAAGUCUGAGAAGAAAUUGCAUAAUCCUCCAGUUGUAUCUCGUUCUAUAACAUUUUGUUCUUUGCUUCCUAACUGGAGGAACGUUCACAUGUUUUCCCCAGCUAUCGUUCUCCUUUUUGUUCUUUCAACUCUUGAGGUGCCCUCGUUGAGUGGGGUUUACCCAGUGUUCAAAAUGUACCCUUCGAGAGUGGCGGUGGAGUCGGUUGA
Molecule: messenger RNA, 2058 nt
Organism: Menidia menidia (Atlantic silverside)
Lineage: Eukaryota; Metazoa; Chordata; Actinopteri; Atheriniformes; Atherinopsidae
Source: the annotation of a GenBank genome assembly